GCAGAUUCCGUGACGAUAAAACGUAGUCCAGUGUCGACGCCCAGUUUUUACGCGUAGCAUUUGGUAAAGUUCAAAAUGCAAACAAUAAAAUGUGUAGUAGUUGGAGAUGGAGCAGUUGGUAAGACUUGUUUAUUAAUCUCUUAUACCACAAAUAAAUUUCCAUCGGAAUAUGUUCCGACAGUAUUUGACAACUAUGCAGUCACUGUCAUGAUUGGUGGUGAACCAUAUACAUUAGGAUUGUUUGAUACAGCUGGUCAGGAAGACUAUGAUCGUUUACGUCCAUUAAGUUAUCCACAAACUGAUGUAUUUCUUGUAUGUUUCUCAGUUGUGUCACCAUCAUCAUUUGAAAAUGUUAAAGAAAAGUGGGUGCCAGAAAUAACACAUCAUUGUCAAAAGACGCCGUUUUUAUUGGUCGGUACACAAAUUGAUUUACGAGAUGAUGCGGCCACGAUUGAAAAACUAGCAAAAAAUAAACAAAAGGCUAUUUCAAGUGAACAAGGAGAAAAACUUGCUAAGGAAUUAAAAGCUGUAAAAUAUGUUGAAUGUAGCGCUCUUACACAGAAAGGACUUAAAAAUGUCUUCGAUGAGGCAAUAUUAGCGGCUUUAGAGCCUCCAGAACCUAUUAGAAGAAGGAGGUGUAUUAUUUUGUAGAAGCCUUAUAUGCGGCCAAAGGAUCGAAUCGGCUAUGCGAAGUACGCGGA
This is a messenger RNA of Cyphomyrmex costatus, 701 nucleotides long. RefSeq names its product cdc42 homolog. Gene Ontology annotation, molecular function: GTP binding; GTPase activity. The transcript is spliced from 6 exons. Gene Ontology annotation, biological process: small GTPase-mediated signal transduction. The record is from RefSeq and is a predicted model, not a curated record. Lineage: Eukaryota; Metazoa; Arthropoda; Insecta; Hymenoptera; Formicidae. Bases 76 to 651 code for a protein of 191 amino acids.